Heterotrigona itama is the source of this 1123-nucleotide messenger RNA. Lineage: Eukaryota; Metazoa; Arthropoda; Insecta; Hymenoptera; Apidae. The record is from the annotation of a GenBank genome assembly.
GUAAAUGCCGAUGUAGAAGGGAUAAAAUCUGAAUUUCUCAUACAUAUAUAAAACAGGUACAGGUUUGGUUUGAAAAACAUUGGAGUACUUUGUCCGUAACGAGGCAGUUCAUAAUCUCGGCGAGGCAAGUAUCGCCUACUUACACCUAUCUGUUCUAUUCGCGUAAUCGCGACGAAAAUUUCGUUCCCCAGACGAGACUGUUGCGUCUUCUCGCGCUGAUGGCAUUGCUCGUCGAUCGUAUUCGUACGUUGUCGUUGGCCACGAGCGAGGAAAAUCGCCUCUCCGUUAUAUACCGCAACGAAGAGAAAAUCGACGAAGGAAAGAUGCAGCCCCCCGUCGUCGUCGUAAUUUUUGCCGUUUGCUUCGGCUUUUACAUCGUACCGCGCGUGACAGCCAAACAGGACACUUUACCAUCGAUAGAGGCAAGUUCUUCGAUCGUCGAUCAGCAGUCUGCCGUUCAAACGACGAACAACGACGAAGCACGACGUUCGGACGUUGCUGGGACGUUAAACAGGCAAAAGAGGACACUUUUAUUGAAGAAGAAACUUAUCGGAGCAGGUCUUUUGGGUUUCGGGCUGGGUGCCAUAAAAGGAUACAAAGUUGGUUACAAGACUGCUCCACAAAUUCAUCGGGUGUAUCUGUCAGCUCCUCCAGCAUCCGUGAAAUACGUCGAAUACAUCGACGAGCCAAUCUUCGUUGAAAAGAUAAUCGAAAGGCCAACUCCGGUUUUUAAACCGACGCACGUCGAAUACAAAGAUUCUUCUCCUUACGGGCCUUGGUAACUCGUCAAAAAUCACGUGAAAUAAAGGCUAAAAAAUUGUUCAUACGACUACGACAUACUCGUCGGAGCAGCAGGAAGAAAAAUUUGCAAACUGGAAGAAAUUACGAUCGCGUUUCGCUAUCGUCGAAACGUCACGCGCGCACUGUGACGCCCGUCGCGUUGCGUAUACGAUACGUACGCAUCUGCGCAACACGCGUACGUUCGGAUUAACGUUGUACGAUAGAACAAAACGAUAUUUAAUCCAUUUAACUUUACAGUUUCGAUCAAUGAUUCAAACAGAUGUCACGACUUUUUCAUCGUCGAAAAUAAAUCAUCGCAUUUGAGAAAAAAUGCAAAGUAACG